AUGUCUCAGACACAGGACUUCGAAUGCAGCAGCCAUAAUGCCGACACGCAGGAGUCCAGGCUGUCUGGGUCGAGCACCAGACUGGAAUGGGUGGAGAUCAUCGAGCCGCGCACCCGGGAGCGCAUGUACGCCAACCUGGUCACCGGGGAGUGCGUGUGGGACCCGCCUGCUGGUGUCCGCAUCAAGCGGACCAGUGAGAACCAGUGGUGGGAGCUAUUUGACCCCAAUACAUCACGCUUCUACUACUACAAUGCCACCACCCAGCGAACUGUGUGGCAUCGGCCACAGAAUUGUGACAUCAUCCCGCUGGCCAAGCUGCAGACCCUGAAGCAGAACACAGAGUCCCCCCGAGCCUCGGCGGAGAACAGUCCCGGCAGAGGCAGUGCUGUCAGUCGAGAGGGCAGCCCCAGCAACUCCCUGGAGCCGGAACUCGACGCCUGUGAGCAGACACAAGAGCCACAGCUGAGGGCAAGCCGGCCGUUUGGAGCCACAAAGGAGGGGCGCAGCAGUGGCAGCUCUUCACCGCCAGGCGUGCCCCUUGAAAAGGACUAUGAGGCUUACCGGGACUAUGGCACAGACGGUCCGCUUCUCCACUACAGGGCCUCCUCACUGCAGUGGACCACGGGAACCAAGGAGCGCAUGCUCAUCAAGGUUACUGACCGGGAGCCCAGCUUCCUCGCCCCCCAGGGCAACGGUUUCUCUGCCGACAACCAGCCCGGCACCCGUGCCCGGAGGCCAUCUGGCGGCCAGCACUCCCCGGGCCUGCAGACAUUUGUCCCUGACACAGACAGUACCAUCUUCUUCCCUGAGAGACGGUCAUCACCCUUCCUGAAGAGGGCCGAGUUCUCAGGAGGCUGCUCCCCAAUUCCAGUCCAGUCCCGCAAACCCUCCAGUGACUCCCAGCCGUCUUCCCCACGGUACGCCUACGAGCCCCCCCUCUAUGAGGAGCCCCCUGUGGAGUACCAAGCCCCCAUCUACGAUGAGCCCCCUAUGGACAUGCAGUACGAGGCCACGGGGGGCUACAAGGCCGGCUCACCCCAGAAGUCGCCCGUGCGCAAGCCUCGCCCCUUCCUGCAAUCUCCCAAGCACGCAUCCCCCUCUCCCUACCAGCAGCUGGUGCUCACAAAACAGAGGGGCCCCGAGCGCUUCAUGAGCCUGGACUACAGCCCCGCAGGCAAGGAGUAUGUGCGGCAGCUGGUCUACGUGGAACAGGCCGGCUCCAGCCCCAAGCUGCGUGCUGGCCCACGUCAUAAGUACACACCCAAUCCUGGCGGCGGCUCCUACUCUCUCCAGCCCAGCCCCUGCCUGGUGAGGGACCAGCGCCUGGACGCCCGGUCAGGAGAUUACAGCAGCAUGGAGGGGCCCGACUUCCGCCAUGGCCCGCCACCCACGCCGCUGCCCCAGACACAAGAUGAUGCUAUGUCCUGGUCCAGCCAGCAGGACACCAUGUCAUCCGUGGGCUGCUCCCCGGGCCCCCGAAAGAGGAAGAGCAGGAAGCCUUCUCUGUGCCAGGACCCCAACACCUCAUCCACUGAUGGUUCCGGGGACCGAGACGCCCUGGGUGAGCCCCUCCUGGAUGAGGAGCGGUCCCUGUGCGGGCCUGGCCUGGGCCCGCUGAAGCGCGUGGAGGGCCGGCUGGGUGAGCCUGAAGGGGCACGGGGCGCCUGUGAGCCCUUCCUGGCACAGGCCCGGCUGGCCUGGGAGGCACAGCAGGUGCGCUACCACAUGAAGCAGCGGGGUAGCUGGGACUCCCAGAAGGACGGCUCUGGGUAUGAGAGUGACGGCGCAGUGCCGCUGCCCAUGCCGGGACCCGUGGUUCGUGCCUUCAGUGAGGACGAGGCCCUGGCCCAGCAGGAGAGCAAACACUGGAAGAGGAGCACCUUCGAGAAACUUGGCUUCCCCCAGACUCUGCUCGAAAAGAGCAUCUCUGUCCAGACCCAUCUGGCCUCCCCGGAGCCCUACCUGCACCCAUCACAGUCCGAGGACCUUGGUGCCUGUGCCCAGUUUGAGAGUGGCCGGCAGGGUCGCAGCAUGAUGCCCAGUGCCAGCUGUGUCUUCCCUACCUUCACGCUGCGCAAACCUUCCUCGGAGACAGACAUCGAGAACUGGGCCUCCAAGCACUUCAACAAGCACACACAGGGCCUCUUCCGGCGCAAGGUGUCUAUCGCCAACAUGCUGGCCUGGAGCAGCGAGUCCAUCAAGAAACCCAUGAUCAUGACCAGCGACCGACAUGUGAAAAAGGAAGCCUGUGAGAUCUUCAAGCUCAUCCAGAUGUACAUGGGUGACCGGCGUGCCAAGGCCGACCCCCUGCACGUGGCCCUGGAGGUGGCCACCAAGGGAUGGAGCGUGCAGGGCCUGCGGGACGAGCUAUACAUACAGCUCUGCCGACAGACCACAGAGAACUUCCGCCUUGAGAGUCUGGCACGUGGCUGGGAGCUCAUGGCCAUCUGCCUGGCCUUUUUCCCACCCACGCCCAAAUUCCAUUCCUACCUGGAGGGCUACAUCUACCGGCACAUGGACCCCGUCAAUGACACCAAAGUGACACAGCACAUAAAAGAGCUCCUGGAGAGAAACCCUAAGAAGAAGUCCAAAUUGAGAAAGAAACCCAAGCCUUAUGUUGAAGAGCCGGAUGGCGUGGCAAUAAGUACAUAUGCCAAAUACUGCUACCACACGCUGCAGAAAGCCGCCCUGACGGGGGCCAAGAAGGGCCUGCGGAAGCCCACCGUGGAGGAGAUCCGGCACGCCAAGAAUGCCGUGUUCAGCCCGUCCAUGUUCGGCAGCGGGCUGCAGGAAGUCAUGAGCAUGCAGCGGGAACGCCACCCUGAGCGGCAGCUACCCUGGGUACAGACUCGGCUCUCUGAGGAGGUGCUGGCACUCAACGGUGACCAGACGGAGGGCAUCUUCAGGGUACCUGGGGACAUUGAUGAGGUGAAUGCUCUGAAGCUGCAGGUGGACCAGUGGAAAGUGCCUACGGGCCUGGAAGACCCCCACGUCCCUGCUUCGCUGCUGAAGCUGUGGUACCGGGAGCUGGAGGAGCCGCUGAUCCCGCAUGAGUUCUAUGAACAGUGCAUCGCGCACUACGAGAGCCCGGAGGCCGCAGUGGCCGUGGUUCACUCGCUGCCGCGCAUCAACCGCAUGGUGCUCUGCUACCUCAUCCGCUUUCUCCAGGUGUUCGUGCAGCCUGCCAACGUGGCCAUCACUAAGAUGGACGUGAGCAACCUGGCCAUGGUGAUGGCGCCCAACUGCCUGCGCUGCCAGUCGGAUGACCCUCGAGUCAUUUUCGAGAACACGCGCAAAGAAAUGUCCUUCCUGCGCGUGCUCAUCCAGCACCUGGACACCAGCUUCAUGGAGGGCGUGCUAUAGCGGGCGGCGGGGGGUGGGGGGGAGG
Chrysochloris asiatica (Cape golden mole) is the source of this 3388-nucleotide messenger RNA. RefSeq names its product Rho GTPase activating protein 39 (gene ARHGAP39). Bases 1 to 3363 code for a protein of 1120 amino acids. Gene Ontology annotation, cellular component: cytoplasm; cytoskeleton. The transcript has 12 exons. Gene Ontology annotation, biological process: signal transduction. Gene Ontology annotation, molecular function: protein binding; GTPase activator activity. NCBI's taxonomy places the organism in Eukaryota, Metazoa, Chordata, Mammalia, Afrosoricida, Chrysochloridae. The record is from RefSeq and is a predicted model, not a curated record.